AUGGCUUCUGAGGUGAAGACAGUCCCUAUUCCCCGUCGGGGAGUCAAUUAUCGGGGAAAGAUUGUCCUGGCGCCCAUGGUGCGCUCAGGCGAACUACCAUCGAGGCUGCUGGCUCUUCACUAUGGAGCGGAUCUCGUUUGGGGUCCGGAAACCAUCGACCGUGCCAUGAUUGGAACAACUCGCCGGUUCAACCAGGAGAGCAGGACGAUCGAAUGGACUCGAAUGUCGUCCCAGGGCCACAAGGAGCCACCACCAGAUGCCAAAGAGAGCAUAAUAUACAGGGUUUUCCCGGAAAAGGAAGCGAACAAGCUCAUCUUCCAAAUUGGCACUGCCGACCCCGAUCGCGCCGUCGAAGCGGCCCGCCUCGUCGCCGCCGACGUCGCAGGCAUCGAUGUCAACGCAGGGUGCCCCAAGCCCUUCAGCACCAGCGGCGGCAUGGGCGCAGCCCUUUUGCGGACGCCAGAUAGACUAGUUGCCAUCCUCGAGGCCUUGGUCAAAAAUAUCACCCCCCAAUUCGGCAUCGGCAUCAGCGUCAAGAUCCGUAUCUUGGAGACACCCGCCGAGACGGAGGCCCUCGUCAGACGACUCGUCGCCACCGGCAUCACUGGCCUAACAGUCCACUGCCGCACUACCCCGAUGAGGCCCAGGGAGCGCGCUAUUCGCGACCAGCUACGUAUGGUCGCAGACAUAUGUCACGAAGCGGGCAUCGCAUGCGUCAUGAACGGCGAUGUUGAAAAUCGCGAUCAGGGAUUGAAGCUGGCAGAGGAGUAUGGCGCCGAUGGGGCCAUGAUUGCUGUUGCCGCCGAAAAGAAUCCCAGCUGCUUCCAAAGCGACGCCGAUGGUGGCCUGCUGGCUUGGGAGCCCGUUGUGGAGCAGUACAUCAAGUAUGCCAUGGAUGUCAGCAAUCGAUUCAGCAAUACUAAAUAUCUCCUGGCGCAAAUGAUUCCCGGAAAGGCAAAGCCCUACAAGACUGUCCAGCAGUCCAGGUCCUACACAGAAGUUUGCAACGCUUUAGGCCUUGAGCAUCUCCUUGAGAAGGCGCAGGAUUGCGAUGUGCAGCGGGGACAGAACAAGCCAAAAGAAAAGGGGACGAAAAAUGCCAGGAAAAAUGCCAGUGCGUUGGCUGCGGGUGGGCAAAUGGCUGAGGCGAGGUCGCAGAGCCAGCAUCGCCGAACAUUAUCUGAGCGGAAUGUCGGUUCCAAGGCUGCGCCCGAGCCGGCGCCCGUCGCAACCGCAGUUUGA
Messenger RNA from Metarhizium album ARSEF 1941, 1242 nucleotides. RefSeq names its product tRNA-dihydrouridine synthase. Gene Ontology annotation, molecular function: flavin adenine dinucleotide binding; tRNA dihydrouridine synthase activity. Gene Ontology annotation, biological process: tRNA dihydrouridine synthesis. NCBI's taxonomy places the organism in Eukaryota, Fungi, Ascomycota, Sordariomycetes, Hypocreales, Clavicipitaceae. The record is from RefSeq and is a predicted model, not a curated record. The transcript has 2 exons. The coding region runs from base 1 to 1242 and encodes 413 amino acids. Gene Ontology annotation, cellular component: cytoplasm.